This is a messenger RNA of Ipomoea nil (Japanese morning glory), 792 nucleotides long. Its product is annotated as putative phytosulfokines 6. Gene Ontology annotation, cellular component: extracellular region. The record is from RefSeq and is a predicted model, not a curated record. Gene Ontology annotation, biological process: cell population proliferation. Gene Ontology annotation, molecular function: growth factor activity. Bases 127 to 411 code for a protein of 94 amino acids. NCBI's taxonomy places the organism in Eukaryota, Viridiplantae, Streptophyta, Magnoliopsida, Solanales, Convolvulaceae. The transcript has 3 exons.
CUCUCCAUAAACCUCAACUCCCAAGUCCUAUAACAACUAUCUCUCUCUCUCUCUCUCUCCCUCACAAGAACACAGCCAGUCAAGAAAUCUGAGUUUUACUGUCUGAAGUCUGAAGAACUGAAAACCAUGAAGCAAAAGACUGUUUCCUUUGCACUUCUUCUCUUUGUUUUCCUCAUCACUUCCUCACAGUUUUCUGCAGGCCGGUCCUUGGCAAACAAACAAGGGAAAGAAGAGGAAGUGAAGCUUGAAAAUGGCACCAACAGUGAACUAAUGAAGCCAGAAACCACUGAUUCUCUAGAGAAGCUUAUGGGGCUAGAGAAAUGUGAGACCACAGAUGAAGAAUGCAUGAAGAGAAGGGUGGUUGCAGAGGCUCAUCUGGAUUACAUCUACACUCAGCAACACAACCCCUAGAUGAUGUUUCCCCAACCAAACAUUAUUGUCUGGAAAAAAGACUAAAUAUGUAGCAGACAAUUUUCAUAAGAAGCUUCAGAUUAAUUAUAUAUAUUGUGAAAUGGUUGUUUAACAUUGUAAAAUGUGUCAGCAAUCCUUGAUGUUUCUUCAGGAAAGAGCCAGCUGCAGCCAGAGUGAUUAUGUGUUUGGUGGUGUGGUGUUUUCUGCUUAUAUUUCUAGAAAUAGUAUUAAAUACUAGCUAUAGGUGCAAGGCUCUAGAUAUGCAGUUAGAGGUUCUUAAAUUCAUAUAUAUAUAUAUAUAUAUAUAUAUAGUGUGUAGGAUUAUCUGUAAAAUGUACUAGGAUUCUAAUAAUUAAUAAUAAUGUGCUGUUGUGGCUGCAA